Papilio polytes (common Mormon) is the source of this 644-nucleotide messenger RNA. RefSeq lists its product as uncharacterized. The transcript is spliced from 3 exons. The coding region runs from base 133 to 531 and encodes 132 amino acids. NCBI's taxonomy places the organism in Eukaryota, Metazoa, Arthropoda, Insecta, Lepidoptera, Papilionidae. Gene Ontology annotation, biological process: 2-oxoglutarate metabolic process. The record is from RefSeq and is a predicted model, not a curated record.
CGUUUGUCAUCUGUUAACUGUCAGAAUUAUGUCAAACUGUUAAAUAAUCGAAUUCGAAUGUAAUAUAAAUUAUAAAUUAGAUGCAAAUGAAAAAUUAGUUAAGUGAUUUGUGAAAAAAUUUAGCUGUACAACAUGGUUAGAUUAACAACCGCACUACUUCGCGUACCAGUCAUAAAGUUCCGAAAGGGCGGAGGUGGUCAAGCUGGACGGCCUCCGUCAGCUCCUGCAGCUGCUCCACCGUCCGCGGCACCUGCCGCAGCACCAGGAAGCAUGCAAUCGCAACAAACAGUUGCAAUGAGCACAAUAUCCGAUAUAGACUUGCCACCGCGCUACCGCAGGACACCACUCACCCAAGAAGAGAUUGACCACAUCAAUGGCGGUGGAAUUGAAGAAAAAGAUGCUGCUAAGAAUGUCAAACCUGGUACUCUUGUAUUCAACAUGCCUAAACAAGUAGUGCUGCAUUGCCGAAAACCAACUAGAAAAUUAAUCAAAUCAACUCCCUGUGGAUGUGAUAACUGCAAAUUUAAAUAAAUUACAGAAUCCAUUGGUUGAUGUUUCACACAAUUCACAAAAUUUGUAAUGAAGUUUUUGAAAUUGUUUUGUUUUAUAACAAUUUUUGUUGGCAUUAAAAAUAGUAUCACUUA